Molecule: messenger RNA, 1764 nt
Organism: Theobroma cacao (cacao)
Lineage: Eukaryota; Viridiplantae; Streptophyta; Magnoliopsida; Malvales; Malvaceae
Product: putative protein NRT1/ PTR FAMILY 2.14
Biological process (GO): transmembrane transport
Cellular component (GO): membrane
Molecular function (GO): transmembrane transporter activity
Source: RefSeq, a predicted model, not a curated record
AUGGUGGGCGGACAAGAGAGAAAAGGUUCAGGGACUUCCGGAUUUUUUCCUCUGUCAGAAGAAGAAAUUAGUACGGCAGAUUUGCUUCAUACAACUACAAAUACAAAAAGGCCUGCAGGAUGGAGAGCUAUGCCUUUCAUCUUAGGGAAUGAAACGUUCGAGAGAUUGGCGUCGUUCGGGUUGAUGGCAAAUUUUAUGGUGUAUCUACAGAGGGAGUAUCACAUGAACCAGGUCCAGGCAGCAACCAUCCUUAACGGCUGGUCUGGCGCCUCCAAUUUUGCGCCAGUUAUUGGUGCCUUUGUCUCUGACGCAUUUAUUGGAAAAUUCUGGACCAUUGUUUUCGGAUCCUUUUCAUCUCUCCUGGGAAUGACGAUCAUGACUUUAACAGCUUUGUUACCACAGCUGCGUCCUCCGCCUUGCACCCUUGAAGAACAACUACAUGGCCAAUGCAUAGGCUACAAUAAAGCCCAACUUGGCAUUUUGAUUCUUAGCUUGUGCUGGUUGUGCAUUGGCACUGGUGGAGUCAAGCCAUGCAGCAUUCCCUUCAGUGUUGAUCAAUUUGAUUUAACAACUGAAGAAGGGAGGAAAGGAAACAACAGUUUUUACAACUUGUACUAUACCACUCAAACAAUUGUCUUGUUGAUUACUCAAACUGUAGUGGUUUAUAUCCAAAAUGAUAUUAGCUGGGCCUUAGGUUUUGGGAUACCGACCUUUUGCAUGCUCUUUGCAAUUAUUUUGUUUUUUGUUGGAACAAAAAUUUACAUAUAUGUAAAGCCAGAAGGAAGUGUUUUUGCUGGGGUAACACAAGUGUUUGUUGCCGCUUACAAAAAACGCAAGCUUAAUCUUCCAGCUGAUGGAGUAGAUAGGCAAUUCUAUGAUCCUCCAUUGAAGAGAGGCUUGCUUCUAGAACUCCAUCUUACCAGACGGUACAGUUGCUUUAAUAAAGCGGCUCUAAUUGAGGGUGACGAAGUGAAUUCUGAAGGUGUUUGUGUGAAUCCGUGGAGGCUUUGUAGUGUCCAACAAGUUCAAGAUGUUAAAUGCCUAGUAAAUAUUAUCCCGAUUUGGCUUACCAGCAUCCUUGGCUUCCUUGCCAUGAAUCAACAAGGAACAUUCACGGUAUCACAAGCCUUGAAGAUGGACCUGCACUUUGGUCCCUACAUAGAAAUCCCAGCUGGUUCAGUUGGCGUCAUUACACUGAUUGCAAUUGCGGUAUGGCUUCCAUUUUAUGAUAGAGUCUUGGUACCAGCGCUUGAAAAAAUCACGAAGCAAGAAGGUGGGAUCACACUUCUCCAAAGAAUAGGAAUUGGGAAUCUGUUCUCAAUCCUAACAAUGUUAGUUUCCGGAUUAAUUGAAACAAAGAGAAGGCAUUCAGCCCUUUCGCACGGUGGCCCUGAUGGAGUUGCUCCAAUGUCAGUCAUGUGGCUAGCUCCUCAGCUUGUCCUGAUUGGCUUCUCCGAGAUAUUCAGCAUCGUUGGACUAAUAGAAUUUUACAAUAAGCAGUUCCCUGAGCAUAUGAGAAGCAUCGGAAAUUCUCUAAUCUAUCUCACCUUUUCUUUGGCAAGCUACGCAAGCAGCUCUGUGAUCACCGUUGUGCAUAGUGUCACCGAAAGGAAAGGCUCCAAUUGGUUGUCUGACGACGUCAACACAAGCAAAUUGGACUAUUUCUACUUCCUAAUAGCAGGAUUGUCUUUACUGAAUUUCGUCUUCUUUCUGUUUUGUGCUCGAAGAUAUCACUACAAGGGUAGCGUAAAAAUAAUAAUGUAA